This is a messenger RNA of Mytilus trossulus (common blue mussel), 573 nucleotides long. RefSeq lists its product as uncharacterized. NCBI's taxonomy places the organism in Eukaryota, Metazoa, Mollusca, Bivalvia, Mytilida, Mytilidae. The transcript has 3 exons. Gene Ontology annotation, molecular function: serine-type endopeptidase inhibitor activity. Bases 1 to 573 code for a protein of 190 amino acids. The record is from RefSeq and is a predicted model, not a curated record.
AUGAAGUUAACGGUUUCUUUAUGUCUCUUGUUUCUGCCUUUUUGCUGGAGCGCUGAUGGUGAACCAUCUCAAUGUCCAAAUGAAUGUGAAAUUGAUAAAGACCAGGGGUACUGUUGCGAAAAUGAUCCAUCGGACAAAUGCCCAAAAGUAAAAAGAUAUUAUUACGAUUCGAAUAAAAAAAGGUGUAAGAAGUUUGGAUUUGAAGGCUGUGGUGGAAAUGAAAAUAGUUUUGAAUCCAGGAAAGAAUGUAAUGAACAUUGCAAAAAAAAUUGCAGACCAGGUAAAGCGAAUAAAAUUAAAUCCGACAAAAACGGAGAUAGAGAAACAAAAAAAGGUGAGAGAAAAGCAAAACAAGAAGCCAAAAAGAUGGAAAGAGAGGAAAAGAACGCAGGUAAAGUAAAUAAAAAAUCAUCGGACAAAAAGGAGGAAAGAGAAAGAAAAAAGGCAGAGAGAAAAGCCAGAAAAGAAGCCAAAAAAAGAGAAAGAGAGGAAAAGAAAGCAUCUAGAAAAGCGGAAAGAGAAGAAAAGAAAGCAGCUAGAAAAGCAGAAAGAGAAGCCAAGAAGAAUGAUUAA